GGACGUGAAAAGAUAAUUUCACGUCGGACGUGAAAAUAGCCACUUUGUAAAUUAUUUUAUUUACACCUAUUAUUAGUGUUAAUCAGUAUUAAUAUUAAUUUUAACCUUUCAUUUAUAAAUUUGAAUUCUAAUUUCUGCCUAUUUUUAUGUUUAUCCUAUUGUUAUAAUCACAGUUUAAAUUCUUUAUUAAUACGAUUUCAUAAAUAUAAAUUAAAUUAAAAUGUUAUAAGCACUAAACAAAAGAUCUGUUCUUAGUGUUAAUAAAAAUAUUAGAUUUGUCAUAAUGUCUUCCUUUAUGAAGCGCCAGAACAUUUUACAACUAAUGAGAGAUCGAGAAUUAAAUGUAAUUUUGUUUGUAUUUAUGUAUUCUUGAUUUAAUUAAGUUCAAUAUUUUAAUUGUUUGUUAUAUUAAACAUGACUAGGAUCACAUUCGUUACAAAUAUGCAUUAAAGGAUACAAUAAGUAACAAAUGUAUUUCAAGACUCGGAAUGCUAGCUGAGUUAGAAGGACAUCGGGGCUGUGUUAAUUGUUUACAAUGGAAUGAACGUGGAAGGUACUAUUACUGUUUACUAUUAAUUCAAUUUUAAAUUAGAUACACAUGAAAAAUUACAUUACAUUAAGUUUUAUAUUCUUUUUAGUAUGUUAGCCUCAGCAUCUGAUGACUUUCAAGUGAUAUUAUGGGAUCCGUUUUUACAGAAAAUUAGAACUAAAAUUACAACAUUGCACCGUGGAAAUAUAUUUACUGUUAAGGUAAUUAUAUUUGGUAAAUAUUAUGUUAUGAAUUUGGUGUACAGUUUACCUGAUAUACCUAAACAAUUUUAUUUUAUUUUGAAAAUAAUAUAAUAUGUUUUACAUUUUGAUAAGUAUCUACUUUAGUAGUUUUAAUUUAAUUAUUUUAAUCUCUCAAACAAUAGAAAUUAUUUAAUGGCAACAAUAAAUACAACAAUGUAUAUAUUUUAAUGAAACUUGCUGUGAUUGUAGUGUAGACACACUACAUUAUUUUUUUAUAUGGUUCCAUCUACUUUGUCAACCUUAGGUAGAGAUUUUACGUUAAUUCUUAUAGAAGUCCUAAGCCAUCUUUUUUAACCAGAAAAACUUCAUGUCAUGGUAUAUGCUGGUCAUCAAUAUUCAAAAUAGUUAUUGGAAAGAAAAUGUUUUGUGUAUGCUAAUUUGUUAUCAGGGGGAUAAUUGUCCAUCUCUCUCAUCAUUGUAAAUUUCUGUUCACUGUUGUGCCAUGUUAUUUUAUAAACUGUUGUGAUUGUCUUGGAUAGAAAACAAUUUUCCAAUAAUGAUGAGGUAAUCGUGAAAUUGGAGAACUGGAUUAAAUAGGUGCCAGAAGACUUCUAAAAUACAGGAAUAAAAAAAAUCACUGUUGAUAAAAUGUAUUGAAAUUAAUGGUGAUUAUGAAAACACAAAAAAAAUGCAUAGAUUUUUAAAAUUGUAUAACCUUACUUGGUAACCCUCAUAGUUUACUUUAAUUUCCUGUAGUUUCUUAAUUUACAAUAUAAGUUAUUUAUUAGUAUAUAUAUAUACAAUAGAAUCUGCUUAAUGGGGACGCAUUCAACUGUCUCGAUUAAUCAAAACAUUUUUUUAAAAAAAAUAUUAAAGUGCAUAUACAUUUUUGAGCAAAAAAUGUAACUUUCUGCUAUAACAUGGGGUCUGAAAUUCAAACUCCACGCUCAGUAAGAGCAGAGAAGUUUGGAAGUAUCUAUUUUGGGAUCUUUGCCUUCUUGCUUUAUUUUUGUGUUUAUAGGUCCACUUUUGCUGUUGUUUAAUUUUUCCCAUUAUUCAUGAAUAGUUUUUAAAUUUUUUUUUCAAUCAAAUAAUUACUGAUUUAGAUGCGUCUAUUAAUUUCUCUAACUUGCCAACUAUUAUGAGGAUGAGCUUUUGUUUUAUACAGUACAGUCAUUUUUUAAAUCAACGUUAAAUCACUAUGAGACAUUAUUGAUUCAUAAAUUAAGAUUAAUAAAAACAGACUUACUAAGAAUUCAAAAUAGUAGGAGAAAAAGAAAUGAACAAAAUUGAAAUACAUAAAAUAAAAAAUUUAAUAGAUACAUACAGAUUAGAUAAUUACACUUUUGAUAAAAAAGUAUAGACUAGACUAUGUUCCUUAAACCGGUGGUUUGUCCUCAAUAAAUUGUCUAAAAUGAAUACAUUCGUUUGAGACUGCUAAUUUGUUCCCAUUAAGUGGAUUCUACUAUAUAUAAUGUACAUAUAAAAAUCAUACAGUUGUGGUGAGGUGCAAUAUUUUCUGAAAUUACUCAACAGAUUUUGAUAAGAUAAUGCUCAAUGUAUGUGAUUUGAUCCAACUUAAAAGAUAGAAUAGUCUUCAUUUCGAUUAAUGACCUAGAAAUAGAUGAUCGGUUUUUAGGUAUUUAAAACACAAGUUACAAUUUUUCAUUGCAUACUUUUGUAUUACUACAUUUUUCUUUAAUAGGAUAACUAUCAGAUAUUUUUUAUAAGUGAGCGGUAAAGUUUAAAAGAUUGUACACAAUGAUAAAUAAAAACUGAAGUUCAGUUAAACAUAUUUUAAUAAACUUGAAUUAAAUAUUAUAUUAAUUUGUAACACAUUUUUUUGUUUAAGUUUUUUAAUCUCAAUUUUUUGAAAAUUUGUAUGUAGCCCACAAAAUGUGUAUGUUAUGUAUGUUAUAUAGAUAAACAUACAUUUUUAAAUAGUACACAAAAUGAGCACUGCAACAACCACGGAAUAUAGCAGUGCACGACACCUUUGUACUUAAAUUGAAUUUUACAUUUUCAUUAAAAUUUAAACCCUAAAAAUGUAAAAAAAAAAAAACAUGAUCAACUUUUUUCGACACUAAAUGCCAGUAUGUUUUGAAAAAUAUUAGAAACCAUUAUUAUAUAAAUGUUCUCAUUUUCCAAUAUUAAGACGAAAAAAUUACUUUAUAAAAAAAAAUAUAUAUAUAUCAUAAAUAAAAUCAAUAAAUUCCUUACAACGCUUGAAAUCUAAAAUGUAUUUAAUAUUUAUUAUAAAAAAAAACAAGAUACUUAAUUUCUUUUGUAUUUAACUUGUGUUUAAUUUUUAAAAAUGGUGUUUGUUUAUAGUUUAUCCCGGGUCAUAAUGAUGAUGUAGUAGCAACUGGAGCUGGGGAUUGGACUACACAUACAUACGAUGUGACGACAGGCAAACAAUUAAGUGUUUGUAAUUGUCCUAUAGGACGAGUAAAACGGAUUGCAGUGGCAAAUGAUACACCUAAUGUUUACUGGAGUGCAUCAGAAGAUGGAAUUGUUAGGUAUGUACAAUUUAUCUAAUGUCUAAUAGAUGAUUCUUAACCUAUGGUCUGCGACCCAUACUUACAAAAUUGAAAAAAUGAUAAAAGCGAUAAUGGUUGUCAGAAUCAUCUGACCUCACAAAUGACACCCAGUACAAUGUUUAACCCAUUUAUAAAGAUAAAUUUCAUUCAUUUAUAAAUAAUUCGAAAACCUUUAAUUAGUUAAUGAGUUAUCUAAUUACAUCUAAGAAGAUAUCAUUUAAACAUUUUUUUUAAAAGUUAAAAAAAAGGUCAUUAGUAAAUCGAUAUAGUCUGAAACCUGUCGAAAGUUCUCUAAGUGGUCCGUAGUAGCAAAAGGUUGAAAACUACUUGUCUCAUGAAAUUUUUUAUUUAUUUUAAAUUGUAUAUAAUCUUCUAUUCAUUUAUAAUGUAUAUUUGUUUUAUGGUCACACAGACAACAUGAUUUGAGAUUGGGGCAUGAUUGUACUUCCUCUACAACUAAUAUCAUUUUGGUGACUACAAAUAAUACUAAGGGUGACAGGAUUGAAGCUAAAUGUUUAGAUAUAAAUCAACUUAGAACUGAGCAAAUUGCGGUUGGUGCAAGUGAUCCAUAUGUACGAUUGUAUGAUCGCAGGAUGAUUCGUUCAUUGUCAUCUUUCACAAUGAAAUCGCCAGAAAAUAAUACAUGUAACCCAGAGCCUGAAAAAAUUGCUCAAUAUUUUAUACCUGGGCAUAUUCAUUCAGAAGAAAUAUCAAAUGUAUCUAAUAAAAAUAUUGGAGUUACUUAUUUAACUUUUAGUCCCGAUGGACAAGAAUUGUUGGUUAAUUAUGGUGGUGAAUAUGUAUAUCUUUAUGAUAUAUUGAAUCAAGUUGAAAGUGCAUUUUGCAAUAUUCCAAAAGUAAUGAAACUUCCCCGUAAGUUUUAUCUACUAGUUAAAAAUAUCUUACUUAAGUAAAACUAUAAAAUAUAUUAAAAUGCCAAAAAAUAAAAUAAAAUAAAUGUUUUAAGGAGAAAAUGGGGAAGGAUCAUCUACAGAUAUAGAUCCAGUUCCUGUUCCACACGUGACACUACCCGAUGAAGUAGAAAAAUUAAAAUUUCAGGUUAAAAAUAUCAAAUUUUUUUCAUAUAUAUUAUUGAUAUAGUAUAGUAUAUAGUUUUACAAUUUUACAUUAGGAUUAUUUUUGACUCUCUUAUUUUAAGAGAUGGAACCACUGACUACUAUUGAUUUUCAAAUAGCAAUCUAUAUUAAAAGUUAUUAAAAAGAUUUCUGUCAACCUUGACGUUGACGAAAUAUUCUAUUUUUAUGUUUUUUGAGUGAGCGAAGAGAAAGUAGUGGAACACUAUUAACACCAUUUUUAUUAAAAUUAAAAAUGUUAAUACCAAAAUUGGGGUUAACCAAUACUUCAUCUAUAUAUGGAAUUUUCAAUAUAGUUUGCCAUUUCAAAAUCAAAAAUAGAUAGUGGUUUUACCCCCUAAAAUAAGGGUGACAAAAAAAAGAUUAAUUUAAUAUUUUAGAGUUACUCGUUUCUUAAAUGUUCUAAUAAACUAAUUUUGAAAAAUAUUAAUAUUUUCCAAGAUAAUGAGUUUCUUACAUAAUGUUGAUUAUCUUGUGUGUUAAUUUGAUUUUUAUAAUAUAAUUUACAGGCAAAUUAUCUAUUUGAAAAUAAAGACUACACUGCUGCUAUAAACCUCUAUAAUAAAGCUAUUCAUAUUUUCGAGUGCAGUGUCUUAUUUUCAAAUAGAGCUGCAGCUUACAUAAAAAGAAAAUGGCAUGGUGAUUUCUACGCAGCUCUUAUAGACUGUGUGACUGCAUUAAAAUUGGACCCCAAUCACAUGAAAGCUCAUUUCCGUUUGGCCUUAUGUCUGUAUGAAUUAAAAAAGUACAAAGAUUCUAAAAUGUAUUUGGAUCAGUUCACAAUGAAAUAUCCAUCAUACAAAACUAGUGUAGCCUUCAAAAUUCUUCAUGAUGAUUUAUUACUCGUAGAACAGAAAAUUGAAAAGAAAACUCGCGGUAAUCAUAAUAGUUGCAUUUAAACUUUUAGUGGUUUAUAUAAAUUCUUUAGUUUAAAUUUAAAAUAUUUUUAUUUGUUAGAUGUCUGUGAAGAUAAUAGUAAUAGUACUGGAGAUGGCGAUAAAGAUAUUGGACAACUAGGAGAAAAACGAUACCAAAAUAUGUCAGCAGAAUUAUAUUUUCGUAAACAUGUCAAAGAUUACCAUCAUAGAUAUUAUGGUCAUUGUAAUACGUCUACUGAUAUUAAAGAAGCUAAUUUUUUUGGAAGGUAAAUGUUCAAUUUUUCAUAAUACAUAAACAAAUUGAAUAUAUAGUAAAUAUUUAAUUUUAAUCCGGUUGUAUAGCCAAAGUCAAUUCAUAGUAGCUGGUUCAGAUGAUGGCUUUUUUUUUGUAUGGGAUAGGAAUACCGAGAACAAUUUACUUAUAUUGAAAGGAGACACUUCAAUUGUUAAUUGUCUUCAACCACAUCCUUCAGAGUUUAUGUUAGCAACUAGUGGUAUUGAUAACGAAGUAAAAUUAUGGACUCCAUUAUCAGAUGUACAAUUUUUUGUUUUUAAAUAAUACAGUUUUAAUAAAAACAGUUAAAUAAAGUAAUAUAAAAUAAUUUUAUAGGAUGUAGAUAAUACAUUUGCAGUGAAACACUAUAAAACAACAGCUUUGUUAAACCAAAGGCGUAUGAUAGCUGAUCCAUUUGAAAUAAUAAUGCAUAACAUGAGAAGAUCCGUAGAACAAGAUAUUGAUAUGGAGAGAAGACCUGAUGAAGGAGAAAUACCAGAACAGAUAUAUAUGUGUAGGCCCAGUUAAUGUAAGUCUACAUUUGAUUAAUUUAACAAUGAUAUGUAUAAUAUAUUUAUAAAUUAUUAUAUUUAGUAAUAUUAUAAUGUCUAUGAUAAUUUAUCAAUAACAAUUGUUUGUUUUACAGUGUCUAAUUUUAAUACAAUUUCAUCAACUUCUGGUAAACUCAUACCACCAAUCUGAAAUUAAAUAUAUAUUCAAUUAAUGUAAAUAAUAAAUUAUGUUUGUAUGUCAAGUGUUUUUAUAAUGUAUACAAUUUUAUAACAUUAGUGGUAUUCGCCAAUAUACUUUAAUUGAAAUAAAUAGCACUGAAGAAUAGUUUUUUUUUUUUUUUUAAUAUUUUAGUAAUAAUAUUAUGAACUAUUAAUUUUGAAUUGUUUACAUUAUAUUAAUAUAUCCUAAGGUUUAAAGUAAAGCUACAAUCUUGUUAACUUCAUGAUUACAAUUUGUUUUAAUAAGAGUACACUAAUGUUGUUUAUUUUUAUUUUUAAAUUUAUAGCUUAUAAAAAUCACAUUCCAUUCUUAUUAAUUUUAAUUAUUUAACCUUCAAAACAAUAAGAAUUCUUACACCAAUGCUAAGGUAUAUUAUACAUUGAUUUUGAUAUCUUAUUUUAUGUGUAAAAAAUAAAGAAAACGUCUAGGUGUAAUAUUCUUAAAAAUGUAUUUACAUAAAUAUAAUUAACUAUAUAGUUGUGAGUAAAUAUUGAAAUUAAAUAAUGUAUUCUUUCUUUAUAUUCAAUUUCGAAAAAAAAAUUUUUUUUUAAAUAAAUUAAUAAUUUAGUUAGUCUCAAGAUCUAGACUUAAUUUAGGUAUUGUAUUUAUUAAUUUAGUUUAAUUGUAUUAAAUUAAUAUGUAUAUUGUAGUCUAAAAUUGUAGUUGAUUUUAAGUACCAUCUGUUAGCUGUUAACUAAAUACAUACUACAUAUAUUGAAUUAUAGAUUAGUGCUUAACUACUUAUUGCUUUGCACUAUUUGUUUAUGAAUAGUUAGUAUCUAAUAUAUUACAAAAAUGUUAAUAUGUUAUAGACAUUUGCGUGAAACUUCUCAUGUUUAUUUUGGCAACAAAAUCAAGUUUAUAUGACUAACAAAGCCCAAGUACUAUUGGAGGUUAAAAGUACAUUUUUACUUUGUGCAACUAGUAAAGUUAAUUAGUAACAAUGAUAAAAAAUUAAAAACAAAAUAAAUUUGAAAUUUUUUAAAGCCCAUCAUUAAUAUUUUUAUUGUAAAUUUUCUAUCAUAAUUUAUUUCGAUAAAAAUUGUGAAAUAAUUUAUUUUUCUACACUGCAGUAGAGUAUUUAAAAUUGUAAUUCUAGUUUAGUUAAUAAUACUAAUUUUGAUCCAUUUAUGUCUAAUAUUGAUAUAAUAAUAUACAUUUUCUUUCACAAGAUACUUUUGGGAUAAUUAAAUGCUCACAAAAUUGCAAUCAGCUACUUUAUAAAAUAAUUUAAUAUCAAUACAAAUACAAAUAGUACAUUGAACUGUCAGAUUUACAAAUUGUAUAAUUCAAUAUUUAUAUCCUAUCCAAAAUCCUAGUUUACUCAAGGUCUA
This is a messenger RNA of Cinara cedri, 7584 nucleotides long. The record is from the annotation of a GenBank genome assembly. Lineage: Eukaryota; Metazoa; Arthropoda; Insecta; Hemiptera; Aphididae.